AUACUUGCCCCAGUCUCCCUCCUCCCUACUAUAAUGCUAGCUAAGAUGGUGGUUUGAGCGUAAUUUCUCUUAACAAUACCAAGAAAAGAAAGGGGCGAAACACCUUUAUAGCUUUUUGAUUAUAACAGAACAACGCGAUUACUGUUAUCCUAAGUGACCAUUUUGAGAAAUUUUGCCAUUUCAGGUACAUUGGCUUCCAGCCCCCGCCCAAUUUGGUCUGACUCCUUUGGAGUGGAAUCCUAAGCUAAAUACGGACAGGCCCCGUGCUCUGUGACCAGCCUUAGUACUACUCAACCUCACUGUGCAAUAGGAUGUCCCACAGCCCUGAACUGAAGGACGACCCCAUGGAGUGCCCUCUGUGCAUGGAGCCCCUGGAGAUUGAUGACGUCAAUUUCUUCCCCUGCACCUGCGGCUACCAGAUCUGCCGCUUCUGUUGGCACCGCAUCCGCACAGAUGAGAAUGGUCUCUGCCCCGCCUGCAGAAAGCCAUACCCAGAGGACCCUGCUGUGUACAAGCCUCUGUCACAGGAGGAGAUCCAAAGGAUAAAGAAUGAAAAGAAGCAGAAACAGAAUGAGAAAAAGCAAAAGGUGACAGAAAACCGCAAACAUCUGGCGAGUGUCAGAGUGGUCCAGAGGAACCUGGUGUUUGUGGUGGGGCUCUCACAGCGACUCGCUGACCCAGAAGUCCUGAAACGACCAGAGUAUUUUGGUAGAUUUGGCAAAAUCCAUAAAGUGGUCAUCAACAAUAGCACAUCUUACGCAGGUUCACAGGGGCCCAGUGCCAGUGCUUAUGUCACUUACAUUCGUUCUGAAGAUGCUCUAAGAGCAAUACAGUGUGUUAACAAUGUGGUUGUUGAUGGCAGAACACUUAAGGCUUCUUUAGGCACAACAAAAUACUGCAGUUAUUUCCUGAAAAGUAUGCAAUGUCCCAAACCUGAUUGUAUGUAUCUACAUGAGUUGGGGGACGAAGCAGCUAGCUUUACAAAAGAGGAGAUGCAGGCUGGGAAACAUCAAGAGUAUGAGCAGAAACUCCUCCAAGACCUCUAUAAAAUAAACCCUAGCUUUCUACAACCUCCAGCUUGUGGAGCAGAGAAGUCGAAGAGUAAACCCAACUCCUCACAGAGAACCAACAAUAGCAAUGGUAAAGACGGGUGGCCGACGCUGUCAGGGCAUAGCAAACUGGCCAACGGACUUUCAGAAGACCGCAAGUCCCCUCCGCUGCUAGACUAUCUAGACCAGGAAGCUAGUAAUUCAGAUGGGCUAGAAUCAGAGCUGGGUCCUGGCCAGCGUCCUGCCUUGUCCCCCUUUUCCUCCAACUGUGACAGUAAUAGCCCAAAUGACAAAACUUCAGAGUCAAUCGGUUUGUUGAACGGAGAGACUUUACAACAACUACCCACCAGUGACUCCCCCUCCCCUCCCCCUGGUCUAACCAAGCCAAUCUUAGUGGUGCCUAUCAGCAUGUCGGAAAUCUCGGCCCGCUCGCCCUUCGAGGGAGCCGCAGCAGAGUCCCAGUCACUAUUUUCAGACAACAGUAACUUCAGACAUCCUAACCCCCUCCCUGCCGGUCUGCCCCCUUUCCCCAGCUCACCCCGCGCCAGUUCUGACUGGCCCAUGACUCCAGAACCACAGAGCCUCUUUACGUCAGACACAAUACCAGUAGCUUCCUCAACAGACUGGCAGGCAGCCUUUGGCUUUGGAUCAUCUACCAAACAGCAGGACGACGAUCUGGGUUUCGAUCCCUUCGACGUCACCCGCAAGGCUUUAGCCGACCUGAUCGAGAAGGAGCUGUCUGUGCAGGAUCAGAGCCCGUCGUCUCCCGGGCCCCUACCCCAGGGGAGCGGCGGCCACGGUCCCGGCCUGCCCCCGUCCAACCCCAGCACCUCCCACCACUUCCCCAGUGGCCUGCCGCGCGUCCACCAGCUCCACCACCACAGAGCCAUCUACAGCUCCUUCAGUUUCCCCGGCGGCCACAGCAGCCAGGCCGGUCAGCAGCAGCUGCCGGCCGCCAGGCACCCCUGGAUGAGCGUCCCCACACGAAACAACCUCACACACUUGAACCACUCAGCCAGUGCUGCCUCACACAGUAACAUCCUGGACCUGAAUCUGCCCACUCAGCACAACACGGGGCUGGGAGGAAUCCCUAUCUCAGAAAACAGUGGCUCCAUAGACGGCUUAAAUGUGAAAGAGUGGCAGGACGGACUGAGAGCUCUUCUGCCCAACAUCAAUAUCAACUUCGGUGGCCUCCCAAACUCCUCCUCGUCAUCAUCUUCCUCGUCCUCCAACAGUGUUAACCACAUUGGUGGGCCGGCAGGGCCAGCAGGAACAGUAGGCAUGUCACACAGCCUCAGCUGGGAUGGAACAGCCAGUUGGAUGGAUCCAGCUAUUAUUACAGGCAUCCCAGCCUCAGCAGGUAACAGUUUAGACUGUCUCCAGGACGACAACCCUCCACACUGGCUCAAGUCCCUGCAGGCGCUCACAGAGAUGGACGGCCCUGCCAGCGCCGCUGUGCCCACGCCCCAGCCCCUCCACAGCAGCCUCCUCGACAGCCACCUCCCCCUCCAUCACAGAGCCCCCAGCGGCUGGGCUCCCUACCUGCCCCCUCCCACAGCCAACCCCGCCAGUCAGUUCCACUCUCCUCCCCCAGGCUUCCAGACCGCCUUCAGACCCCCAGGACAGCCCGCCACAGAGCUACUACAGAGUGCCGCCGUGGAUCGCCACUGAACACAGACUGGAGCAGACGCCCAUCCAUUCCCCCCACUUCCUCCUCCCACUUUAAACCAACUCACCCAGUACCCUCCCCCCUGCUUCCUGUCCCUGAUGCGCAAUACACACCAAUCUGCAGAGUAUGAAAAAUUAACAAAUAACAACCUUGCUUUCUUCUUCUUUUUUUUCUUCUUUUCCUCCUUCCUUUGUGUCUCCUCUUAAAAGGCCUGUUUGUUUUUGUUUGUGGCGACACACGUUAUCAGUACCUUUCUGUCUGCUGCCAUCACCGCUCCGUAGCCCCGUACUGGGCGCAGCGUGGGAUUCAUUGUGUAGCUUAUCGUCAACACAAGAAUCAGUAGAGCAUUAAAAGGCGUCCAUUGUUGGCACGAGCUAACUCCACAAACUGUCACACAGAAAAAUCAGAUAAAAAUUAGCAGAAAUGAGGUAAUUUAAAGUAAAACUAUAACUAAUAAAUAAGCAUGAAAACAUUUGUGGUUUUGGGAAAGUUGAUUAGUUUUUCUUUUCAGGAGUAAAGCAAGCUGUGAAUCUGCUCUUUUAAAGCUUUGCCCCAAAGACCCUCAGUCUCCCCUCCCUCCCCACUUUUCAGAGGAGACUGAAACGGUUAACAGCCAUGUUGUGAUUCAAGGUGAGUGAGAGAGAUGAGAGGGGUUGGCACUUGGCUUUUAUUUGAAUUGGUUUCGUAAAAUAUCAGUAGCUAGACAAAAAAAAAAAACGAAUGCAAUUUGAUUAGCGAGUGAAUGCAGGCAGUGAGAGCACAGGCUAUGCAUGGGCUCCCUGUUGAGUACGGACACAAAUGGCCUGCCUGAGAGGCCACUUGGCUCACACUCUCUUUAGCGAGGGGCUCCCACGGGUCCCAUCCUGCUGGAGGGAGAAUUUUGCUGAACCUCUGUAUCAGAGGAUAGAGCAGCGCCUUACCGCAGGGAGCCGGGGCUGUGGGAAAUCAUGGCACACAUCCUGAGCACUAGGGUUAGACUCUAACAGUGCCACUGUGUGGUACCUACAAUACUAGCCCUGACAUGGAACGGCCGCCACACGGGCAGGACAGCGAUUAGAUGUGACUGAUGUUGAAAAUACUAACGAGGGUAGUGAAGAGGUUAACCGGUUUCCCUUUUUCGUUCAACCCACGAGGGCUUACACGAGGCCUUAAAAUAGACAGGUGAGAGGAAGGUGGAGUGUGAGUGACUGCUGAGAAAUAUGCAAUAAUGUAUGUGACGUCAGCAGCUGGAUGUAAGGCAUCACUAAGGACGGUGCUGCAAGAAUACACCAAGUACUGUAGUAACAAAUCAACGAGCCCUCGGCCUUUCCGAUCGAGACCGACCGACCUCUACGACCCCCCCCCCCCCCUUUUUUCUUUUUUUUUUUUUUUUUUUGAAGUCUUAAUUCUGAAUCGUGUUCACUCUUUUUCUCUCUCUUAGCCCCCGCCCUGACCCGCCCCGUCCUCCUCCACCCCCCGCCAUACCCUAUUUAACAGUAUUCACAAAGAUGAACAAAGUCAUCUCCAGGAGAAACCAACAGAGUCGUCAUACAGUGAUUUUUUUUUUUUAACACGAUGUUGCGAGGAAAACUAAACCAACUUUUGAGGCGCUUACAGGAAGUGAACUGUCCUCUGCAGGUCUGGAAAAAUAAACCUUAAAUAAAACUGAAAAUUGAGA
Molecule: messenger RNA, 4375 nt
Organism: Austrofundulus limnaeus
Lineage: Eukaryota; Metazoa; Chordata; Actinopteri; Cyprinodontiformes; Rivulidae
Gene: cnot4a
Product: CCR4-NOT transcription complex, subunit 4a
Exons: 13
Coding region: 312-2720 (802 amino acids)
Biological process (GO): protein ubiquitination
Cellular component (GO): CCR4-NOT complex
Molecular function (GO): metal ion binding; RNA binding; ubiquitin-protein transferase activity
Source: RefSeq, a predicted model, not a curated record